Phragmites australis (common reed) is the source of this 1321-nucleotide messenger RNA. Its product is annotated as auxin-responsive protein IAA1-like. Gene Ontology annotation, biological process: regulation of DNA-templated transcription. Lineage: Eukaryota; Viridiplantae; Streptophyta; Magnoliopsida; Poales; Poaceae. The record is from RefSeq and is a predicted model, not a curated record. Gene Ontology annotation, cellular component: nucleus. The transcript has 5 exons. Gene Ontology annotation, molecular function: protein binding. Bases 134 to 703 code for a protein of 189 amino acids.
CACCUGCUAUAACUUCUCCUCCUCGUGCCUCACACCGCCCCCACCUCGCCGACGGAGAGAGGAGCCGCCCGCUCGCGACCGGAGCCAAGCCAUCAACCAGACCGAACCCGCCUCACCGCCGCAACCGCCGGCCAUGUCGGAGGAGACGGCGCGGAGCUCCACGGAGUCCUCCGCGGCCUCCUCGGGGCUCGACUUCGAGGACACCGCCCUCACCCUGCGCCUCCCGGGCUCCGACCCCGACCGCAAGCGCGCCUCCACCUCCGACACCGUCGACCGCUCCCCCCGCGCCGCAGCCGCCUCCGACGCUCCCCCCUCCCCCAAGGUGCGGGUGGUGGGGUGGCCGCCGGUGAGCAGGAACCGGAGGAACGCGCUCCCCAGGGGCAAGUUCGUCAAGGUGGCAGUGGCUGGCGCGCCGUACCAGCGCAAGGUGGACCUCGAGGCGUACGCGGGUUACGAGCAGCUGCUCGCAGCGCUCCAGGACAAGUUCACCUCCCACUUCACCGUCCGCAGGGUGGGGAACGAGGAGAUGGAGCUCGUUGACGUCGUGAGCGGGGCGGAGUACGUGCCGACGUACGAGGACAAGGACGGCGACUGGAUGCUCGUCGGAGACGUCCCCUGGAGAAUGUUUGUUGAGACCUGCCAGCGUCUUCGUCUCAUGAAAAGCUCUGAGGUGGUUAACUUAGCGCCAAGAGCUGCUGAAUGAGGCACAUCCACACUCCUUUUCUACAAACUGCUUCGAAGGGAAAGACAUAUUUGCUUGCUGAGGUUCUUCUUAUGUGUGAGAUAAACGUGUACAGCCAUCGACUUCUGCUUUCGUUUUUGGUUCCAGCAUGCUAUUGAGUUCAGGAAAAGAUUGUAGCCCGUAGUAUCAACAGUUAAAGGUGUCUACGUAUAGAUGAGCAAGACGAAUGAUGCUUUCAAAUACGUCUAUAGUUUGUCUAAUGAUGAAUAAGACCAGUUACAUGGAGUCCCUGUUCUUUCGUAUGGUCUGUUUGUAAUUCUUGCUUGGUCUUCCAGCUUGUUUUCUGUUCAAAUAGAAGCCAUCUAUAUGAUUUAUGAGUUACGAGAUACAAGGUGUGCUGCUGUACGCCUAGAUCCUUUGCAUCCAGAAUUUUAUUGUUGAUAGAGUGAACCAAUCAAAUUGAACCUUUCUAUCGAGUACGAUACUGUACCUUGAAGUGGUUGCUCAAACGAGUGCAUUUGUUGGUAGGCUGCAACGCAUCUCAUCGAAUCGUGCCUGUGUAGCGUGUACUUGGCGAUUGCCUCUUCGUGAAGGAUACAUGCAGUGAGCAGCAAGCCUUUUGCUUGGUGCUUUUUGUUA